CCAUAAAACCAAGAGUAUAGAUUAAUCAAAAACAACAAAUUGCAAAUCUAUUUAUUGUCAAUAGGUGACAAUGAGCCUGUAUUUUUAAUAAGAUAUAAAUUUUUACUUAGAUGGCAGCUUUUGCAAUAUAAAUAAUUAUCAAUAGCUCUACACAAUUGCUAACUAUCCAGCGACAAAAUUUACAACGAUUUUCUGCACAAAAAAAAACAUUUUCGAGCCUUUUUUUCUUGGCAAGUGGAGAUUUUCCAGCUGAGCAGUUGAUUAUUUAGACCAUUGCGUGAAUAAUUUACUCGCUGUGAACUCGUUUUGUUGACAAUAAGCAUGUUCGUGACAGACCCAACUCCUUGUGCACAGAACAUAGCAGAUGCCUUGAAGUCAUACAAGGUCAAAGCGUCAGAGGUCAAACUGGUGGCACAAGAUGACGUCAGCACCAUUCUGUUCAGCUGGUACUCCUCCACUGAUGACGCCACUUACAUUGGCUGUUAUCUGCUGAGGGUGAAGACGAAGAAUAAACAAGGCAUCCCAAGGACACAGACUAUGCGGGAUACAAUGGCUACAGCGGGUUCCUCUGGCCCAGCUGGGUGUGCCGGCGGCAAUCCGGGCGGAGGUGUCGUGGUGCUGUGUCAGCUGCCGGGGUGUCUGGACAUUGUGCACAUGUCUGUGGAUGGGAGACAGCUGCAACUGCUCUCUCUCGUCUACAGCAGACAAAUCGCAGGAGAGACUGUCUACUUCGUCGACCUCAUUGACCGACUGAAGGUGCUGGACGGAAACCACUCUGAGAGGAGGUUCUCCGUCAACCUCAACAGUGGAAACAGUAGUGCCUCGUCAUCUGCCACUUCCUCACUUGUCAAAACCCACUUUCUGCGUCGCCAGGAGAGUGGGGGGGUUGGAGCGACCAUGAGGCGGAACCCGAAUCCAGUGUUCUAUCUGCUAGUGAUGGUGCUAGGAGUUGACCUGCACUUGUACAAAGUCAGCUGUGAACACAUCUACAAUACAGAUUACGCAAUCAACCAGUGCCGCAUUCUCAAAAACAGGUACCAUCGCAUCCCGUCGCCUCCCAAUUUGAGCCCGGUGGGUGGAUUCAUCUGGGCCCAGUGGGACUCCAAGCACCAGAGGGUUUUCCUCCUCACCCUCCAUCGGGACAUGCAGCAACCCACCGGGUCAGGAAGCAACAACAACAACAACAGUGAGCCCAAAAUGGACAGGUGUCUCUUUUUGGAGGGCAGAGAGUACAAGGCGGUCGACUCGGCAGAACAUGUCAAGUCGUUUCUCAAUGUUCCGCUAUUGGGAGAGUUCAAGGGGAAAGUGACGACAAAUGCCUUUGGACAACGACUACGUCUGACUCUGAAUCAAAUGGUUCCGACCGAUGAAACAAAGGUAGACACCACCCCAAUGUCAGACUGUGUCAACUACAGUCACGUGAACGGGAGGUUGCUGGCACAGGGCAAUGGGACUGUGACGCUGUGCAUGCAGUUGCUCAAACAGAAGUAUGAAUCUAGAGAUGUCCUCAGCUACGCCGUCGUCUCAUUCCAUCACAUGAUU
Messenger RNA from Symsagittifera roscoffensis, 1542 nucleotides. RefSeq lists its product as uncharacterized. NCBI's taxonomy places the organism in Eukaryota, Metazoa, Xenacoelomorpha, Acoela, Convolutidae. The record is from RefSeq and is a predicted model, not a curated record.